Molecule: messenger RNA, 5015 nt
Organism: Anastrepha ludens (Mexican fruit fly)
Lineage: Eukaryota; Metazoa; Arthropoda; Insecta; Diptera; Tephritidae
Gene: Syn2
Product: gamma-1-syntrophin
Exons: 10
Coding region: 1163-2707 (514 amino acids)
Cellular component (GO): dystrophin-associated glycoprotein complex; intracellular anatomical structure
Molecular function (GO): protein binding; structural molecule activity
Source: RefSeq, a predicted model, not a curated record
CAUGUCGUGAAUCGCGCGAGAGAAUGUUGUGCGAAGACAAGACAGCGCGUGAAAAUAUUUUACUAUUCCGAUAGUGCGACUACAAAAAAUCAAAAAAAAAGUCCUGAAGAAAAUAAAAAAAAUUACAAGUGCGAAAAAUAUUCAUCGAUGCUGUAAGUAAUAAAAUAAAUUAAUAAUAUUGAGAGUGAAGUGAUAAGUCGCAUUUGAUUACGAAGCGUUUUGCGAAGCUAGAAAUAAUACCGUUACGCCGAGAAAUCAUAAAAAAUGUGACCCAAUUUGAUGUGUGUACGUGUGCGCCGAAGGUAAAAGGAAAUAGCAGUGGAAGUGGAAGUCGAAUUGAAUAUUGCAAAAUAAGCUUCGCUUUGAGAGCUGAGCGAAAAUACAAUAUAUUAAAUUAUUUACUAAGCCAAAGAAGCUAAAAUGCUGCUUAAAUAUUGACAAUGUGAAGAGCGUGAAAAUCUAGAAGUGCUACUCAUAAAUUCUGAGCAAUUUCUAGAGGAAAACGCGAUUUUCUGCUGGCAAUUGCCAUCAAUUUUAUAUAAACUCGAGGAGAGAAUAGAAUAAAUUUUUGUAUUUUGUUUUUUGUUGGGAAAACCCAUAGGCAAAUACGUCCUGUGAAUGCGCCUAAAAGCCAGCUACAAUAGGCAAUGUGAAUAUCAGAACGCGUUCAUGUAUUUGUGUGUGUACGUGCAGAUUUGCAAAUCCGUUGGCAAACUCCACAAUUUAUUUUCCGCCUUGCUUUGCUCACAUAAUUUUUUGCAUUUUGUUACAAUGGCGCAGUAAGCAAAUUUUGUAAAACUAAAGUCAAAGUCAAGUAAAUUGUUUCAAAACAAAUUUUCCUGGCUUCCAUUUUGACAGCUGAUUUUAGAAGAGCAACAACAACAGCAACUGCACAACGAAACAAUACAGAAAGUCAAAAUACGUGUGAGAGAACUUUCGGUCAAGUGUGAGCAUAAGCGAAGAGCGUGAGUGUAGCAAGGAGCACCAGCAAAGCAAGCAGAGAGUCCUACGAGUGGGUUGUGCCACUGACAGCCACCAUAAUAACAACAAUACUCGUAUUUGCGGCAACAAGAACAAUAAAAACCAGCAUAUUUUCAAUAGCAGCACAACCUCACACAGCUCCAUUACUUCACGUCCUUCGUUCAUUUACGCCAGUGAAAAUAUGAAGAUCAACGCUAAAAUGGCAACCCCUAUUGAGGAAAAGGUUGAUCAAAAUCUGAAGAUCCGCACUGGCAUGGUAAAUGUCAGCGAUGGCAAAAGUAAACCAGAACCACUUAGACUGAAUUUAACUAUGGAACUAGUCACCUUACAAAGAUUAGAGGUAGUCACACCAACAAAUCCUCAACACAAUGGGCCACCAAUGGAGUCAAAGGAGCGCAUGGUGCAGAUUACCCGUCAAAAGCAAGGCGGCCUUGGGCUGAGCAUAAAAGGCGGCGCCGAGCAUAAAUUGCCUAUUUUAAUAUCGCGCAUCUACAAGGAUCAGGCGGCGGACAUAACCGGACAACUAUUUGUUGGCGAUGCGAUAAUUAAGGUGAAUGGCGAAUAUAUCACAGCAUGUCCCCACGAUGAUGCGGUUAAUAUACUGCGCAAUGCCGGCGAUAUCGUUGUGCUGACGGUGAAGCAUUAUCGAGCUGCGACGCCAUUCCUGCAAAAGCAACUUGCCAAGGAGACGCCCGAUUCGGACAAUGAUGCAACAUGUGCGGAAUUAAAGGCUGACGAAGGCUACAAGUCCUCGGUAAAUAAUGGCACAAUAAGUCGCAGCUGCAGUCGUCCGAUGUCAAUUUGCUCGGAACCGGAGAAGAAAUGGGUGGAAGUGGUGGCAGUGCCGCUGAUGAUGGCCUAUGUAACGCGCUAUAUCUACGGCACCGAUAAGUUACGCCCCAAUGCGUUUGAAGUACGCGGCCUUAAUGGCGCCUCGACUGGCAUAAUACACUGUGAUGAUUUGGCCAUUCUCAGUCAAUGGCUUAAGUUGAUAACCGAUAAUGUUGUUGGAUUGACGCACUUACAAAUGAAGCUUUACAACCGCAAUUUCGCCGUAGGCGAACGCAUCGAAUAUAUGGGCUGGGUGAAUGAGGGUGUCAUCAACAACAACAUCUCUUGGCAGAGCUACAAGCCACGCUUUCUGGUACUGAAAGGCACUGAAGUAAUGCUCUUUGAAACACCACCGUUAAAUGUCGCCGGUUUGUCGAAAGCAUUGGUGGCUUACAAAGUCUAUCAGACGAUGUUUCGGGUUGUGAAAGAAUCAGAAACGGUAGAUAGCCGUCAACAUUGCUUUCUGCUGCAGAGUUCUGGACAUGAGCCACGCUAUCUGAGCGUCGAAACGCGUCAGGAGUUGCUGCGCAUCGAGAAUAGUUGGAAUGCGGCCAUUGUGACGAGCGUAAUUAAAUUGGGCCGUAAAACUUUCGCCGUCUCACAUCACGGAAAAAGUGGUGGCCUGACGUUGGAUUGGCAGUCAGGUUUCUCGCUAGCGGAAGGCGCCGACUCGGCCAUCGUCUGGCAGUAUAAAUUUUCUCAACUGCGCGGUUCCAGCGAUGAUGGAAAAUCAAAAUUAAAACUACAUUUUCAGGAUCAUGAAACGCGUGCGAUUGAAACAAAAGAACUGGAAUGUCAAGUGCUGCAAAGUUUACUCUUUUGCAUGCAUGCCUUUUUGACCGCCAAAGUCGCUUCAGUUGAUCCAGCAUUUUUGAGUUCUAUACAACAAACCUAAAAUCGGCGCAUCUAAACGAAACCCAAAGCAAGUGAAGCGGAUAAAAUUCGUAUUAAUAUGCAAAAGCGGGGAAUCCAGUUUAAAUAGAGCGGAAAGAAAUUGAAAAAAAAAUAUUGUAUUGACAAAUUAACAAAAAGUAGGUACUUAAAAAAUUACUAACAAAACAAAAGCAAACAAACAAAGAAAUACAAAGAAGAAGAAAUAUGUAUUUAUAACUAAUAUUUAAAUAUGAAAAUGUAGCUUAAUAUUUAUACUUAUACUUUGGCAUAUACUUAUACUUACAUAUAGAUAUUUGAACCAAUUAUUAUAAAUACUUAGUAUGAAUAUAUUGAAAUGCAUGCAUGAUCCACGUAAAUAGAUGUGUGCAAUAUUUGUAUAACUAACUACUCAUGCACGGCACUGAGAGUGUAUUAGUGUCGGGUGUAUAUCAGAUAUACGGACCUACCCAGUUAUGUUUGCAAAGUUACGUAUUCAGGGGAAGCAUAAGCAGCAGCGCGUUUGCAAAGCGGUUAGCGAUAGCUGCCCCCUUUAUUAUGUAUUGAUAGUUAUUAAAAAUAGCUUGUUGUUAUGAGAUUAUCAAUAUAAUUACAUAGUUACGGAUUUUCUGAAUUAUUUGUUUCAAAAUUUAAUGCCUUCACCUUUGAAUGGAUAUACAUUUUGUGCACAGAAAAAAUAUUUCGCCCUGAAGCACUUACAUAUACGAGUUUAAGUAGUAAAAAUGUUAUUUUAAUGCUUGUGAAGCGCUGAGUCUCCGAUGUUUUAAAGAAUUAUACGGAAAAAAAAACUACAGAAUUCGUACAAUUUGCCUUUCCUCAUAGAUUAACCAACUAUCAGCGCUACUUAAAUUUAAUAACAUUGAUUCUGGAUGCAACAGAGGAACGAAUAUCGUAACACUUUCCAUAACUGCACUGAUGCAUAACUUUAUACAAACAAGAUCUCUUCUCCACUUAGCAACGGUUACUUCCCUGUAUUGUACCUAUGAAGUGUUGAAAAACUAAAACUAUUUAUUUCCCUAUUCUAUGCGCAUUAGUGGCAAAAAAACAGAUAAUUUUUUGCAUAUAUAAGUAUAAAAUCAUCUGUAUUCAAACGGUAUUUGCCAUUAGUUAAGCAGCCAUAGUCAAUCAACCUAACGGCAAAAAAUUAUGUACUCCGACGUUAUGAAGUUUUAUUAUAGUGUAACGGUGCUAAAGGUUUAAUUUCGGUCAUUUUUAUGGAUAAAAGUUUUAGUAAAAAAUAUAAAAAAAUUAAGAGGCAAUGUUUUUAUCAGGUUUUCCACUUUGGUUUUAGUCACAUUUUAGCUGUUAAAUGUACAUAUAGAAAUAUUAUAUUGACUUACGAAUAAAUAAAAACAAGUAAAAAUUAUAAAAAAAAGCUUCAGGAGCACUCAAAAUACUAACACUAUUUUUUUAAAUGCACACAUACAUAUAAGAACUUUUUAAUCGACUCUGCACAUCUGUGCAAAAUACUCAUACAUACAUACAUCUUUAUUUAUACUAUUUGACAUCUCUGUAAGCAUUCUUACAUUUCUGCAUGCUUUAAUAUUAUAACACACACAUACAAAUGUGCAUAAAUGCCUUCUAAGUCGUUAAGUAAAUAUGUUAAGUUCCAUAAUUUUAUAAACUUUCACCCAAGGUGUAUAAUUGUCAAGCAACACGUGAAGAUUUGUUUAUCGGCAUAAAUAAAUAUCAAGAGAACGAAAAAAACACACACGUCUGGAAAAAGGCAAGGCUCUUACUUUAUGUAUUACUUCACUUCUAUUAUUUUCUUCAUUUUUUAAGCCCUACGUCGCUUCACUAUUGCUUUAAACUUUUCAGUAUAAUAUUAUUAACUAUUUUAGUUAUUUUAAUUAUAAUAAAAAUUAGCUGCUUUCGAUUCGCCAACCACCCGCAUAUGAUUUGACAGCACUGCAUUAUUGACAAUUUUGAGAGUUCCCAAAGAAAAAACGCUACAAAAUGCAAGAAUUAUAAGAGAUGAAGUCACUGUCUUUGAAUUAGAGAAUUGUUGCGUUAUAUCAACAAAAAACUUCAAAAUAAUUUUGGGUUCUUUCCAAACAUAAAUUUCGUCACUUCUAAUAGGUUUGGGUGCAUUUUUAAUUGAUCUUUUAUUUCAAAAAUUCGAGCAACCAUUGCAUAGGCACUAUUCCACUUGGUUGAGAUUUAACCCUCCGGUGGGCACCCGGGUCUGGGCAGACUGGUAUUUUCAUUUUUAACAUAUUUCUGCAUUGAAUUUAACAUAUUUUUAUUAUAGCUAACGACUUGAACUCCCAGGUAGGUAGGUAGGUUAGAUGGCAAUGCAAAGGUGUCUUUGA